AUGCUACGUUCCAUCAAGGAUGGUAUGGAUAAUAUUAUUUUUCCAUUAUGUGAUUUAGCAAAGAUUCAACCCAAGGGUAAAUAUCCACCUUUUAUAAAGAUUCUUGAAGAAUUGAAUGCUGGUAUGAAUAUGGAUACGAUCAAGAGAAUUACAGACACACAAGGAAUUUCUACACCAAGUAACGACAUUGUCAUAUUAUCUGCUAUCAAUAAUAUGAAUGUUCAUGGAUCAUGA
Molecule: messenger RNA, 234 nt
Organism: Rotaria sp. Silwood2
Lineage: Eukaryota; Metazoa; Rotifera; Eurotatoria; Philodinida; Philodinidae
Source: the annotation of a GenBank genome assembly